GAGCUAUGUCGCCAGCGCAUGGCAGUGAAGACGUCUGACCGGCCGGAGCCCCUGCACGCGUCUCGAAUCAACAGCGUUUCCUCCCAGUUCAGCGAUGGGCCCAUUCCCAGCCCGUCGGCGCGGAGCAGCACGUCGUCCUGGUGUGAAGAGCCCGUCCAGUCCAACAUGGACAUCUCCACCGGUCACAUGAUCCUGUCCUACAUGGAAGAUCAUCUGAAAAACAAGAAUCGUCUGGAGAAAGAGUGGGAAGCUCUAUGUGCUUAUCAGGCUGAACCGAACGCCGCCGUCAUUGCACAGCGGGAGGAGAACACCCAGAAGAAUCGCUCGCAGGCUGUGGUGCCAUAUGACCAUUCCAGGAUAUGUUUGAAAGCUGAAAACAGCCACGACAAUUCAGACUACAUCAAUGCUAGCCCAAUUCUGGACCACGACCCCCGGAACCCUGCAUAUAUUGCCACCCAGGGCCCUCUCCCUGCCACUGGUGCUGACUUCUGGCAGAUGGUCUGGGAGAACGGCUGUGUCGUUAUUGUCAUGCUGACACCCCUCACCGAAAAUGGCAUCAAACAGUGUUACCACUAUUGGCCAGAUGAAGGGUCAAAUCUCUACCACAUCUACGAGGUGAACCUGGUCUCCGAGCACAUCUGGUGUGAGGAUUUCCUCGUGAGGAGCUUCUACCUGAAGAACCUGCAGACCAAUGAGACACGCACAGUGACGCAGUUCCACUUCCUUAGCUGGAAUGAUCAGAAAGUUCCCGCUUCCACCCGAUCGCUUCUGGAUUUCCGCAGAAAAGUAAACAAGUGCUACAGGGGUCGCUCUUGUCCAGUAGUUGUUCAUUGCAGUGACGGAGCAGGAAGAAGUGGAACCUACAUUCUAAUUGACAUGGUUCUCAAUAAAAUGGCCAAAGGUGCUAAAGAGAUUGAUAUUGCUGCUACCCUGGAGCACUUGAGGGACCAGAGACCAGGCAUGGUCCAGACAAAGGAGCAGUUUGAGUUUGCUUUGACAGCAGUGGCAGAGGAGGUGAAUGCAAUACUCAAGGCACUGCCGCAGUGACCGGCGCAGGCUCCUAAAGGCUCCCUGAGGAUCCAGCCCUCGUUUCCUUAUCCUCACUCCCUGUGAAUGUUCUUGGAAAACGUGACCUGACCUUAACUGUGUAUCUUCUGUUGUAACCACAUAGUGAUAGGGUCCUUACAAACUUCUUUAGCUGGUAAAAAGUUCAACAGUUAAAAUGUGUAUUCUGCUGGGGGGGGCGGGUAAAUAAAUUUUGCGAAGUACAUUGAA
Tinamus guttatus (white-throated tinamou) is the source of this 1275-nucleotide messenger RNA. The record is from RefSeq and is a predicted model, not a curated record. Lineage: Eukaryota; Metazoa; Chordata; Aves; Tinamiformes; Tinamidae.